GACGACGGCGUGUGCGUCAAGGUCGGUAAACCGUGGCGAUCGAAUUGCCCCGACGGCGAAUGUGGUGGCGUACGGCCGAACUUGGACGAGGCGCGGUGCGCGGAGGUGGCCGCGAUCCCGUAUUACGCGGCGCAGUGUGACGGAACCCCCGAAGAGCAGUGUUGGACUUGGUGUCCGCUGCCGACGCCGACGCCGACGACGUCCACGACAUCAACAAGGGCACCGCCGUACGACGACUUCUCGUUCUCGUACGUCUACGUCUACGACACCUUUGCGCCAAGCGGCUUGCCGACCGCGCAGCCGACCGCCGAGCCCUCGCCGAGCCCGACGUCGUCGAUGCCUUCGUCAGAGCCGACGACUGCGCCGACCUCCUCGGAGCCGACGAGCGAGCCGACGACUACGCCGACCUCCUCGGAGCCGACGAGCGAGCCCACGGCGGGCCCUACGCCUGGGCCGACCGCCGUGCCGACGGAGGUCUCGUACUUGUACGUCUACGACACCUUUGCGCCGAGUGGCUUGCCGACCGCGCGGCCGACGAGCGAGCCGACGACGGCGCCAACUUCCUCGGAGCCCACUGUUCAGCCGACGGCGGGCUCUACGCCUGUGCCGACGGAGUUCUCGUACUCAUACGUCUACGACACCCUGGUGCCGACCGCGCUGCCGACGGACGAGCCGUCGCCGUCACCGACGCUGGCGCCGUGGGCUCCGCCGUAG
Pelagomonas calceolata is the source of this 714-nucleotide messenger RNA. Lineage: Eukaryota; Pelagophyceae; Pelagomonadales; Pelagomonadaceae. The record is from the annotation of a GenBank genome assembly.